AUGAGGUCUCUUAGUCUGAUAGCGACAGCUAUUUGCUGUGUAGUGGUUGUGCUUGGAGGACUACCCAUCUCCUCAGAUGCACAGCUAGAUCCCUCGUUUUACUUGAAAACUUGUCCUCAGGUUCAUUCAAUUGUUGUUGGAAUUUUAAGUGGUGUUUCUACAAAAGAUCCACGUAUGCUUGCAAGUCUCGUCAGGCUUCACUUUCAUGACUGUUUUGUUCAAGGCUGUGAUGCAUCAAUUUUGUUGAACAACACUGCUACGAUAGUGAGCGAGCAACAAGCAUUGCCAAAUAACAACUCAAUAAGGGGUUUGGAUGUUGUGAACCAAAUUAAGACAGCGGUGGAAAAUUCUUGUCCCGGCGUAGUUUCUUGCGCUGAUAUUCUUGCCCUUGCUGCUUCAGUAUCUUCUGCUCUGGCUCAAGGUCCUUUUUGGGUAGUUCCAUUGGGAAGAAGGGAUAGUUUAACAGCCAACCGAACCCUUGCAAAUCAAAACCUUCCAGCUCCUUUCUUCAACCUAACUACACUUAAAUCCUCCUUUGCUGUUCAAGGUCUCGACACUAAUGAUCUAGUUACACUCUCAG
Messenger RNA from Gastrolobium bilobum, 580 nucleotides. Its product is annotated as peroxidase 15-like. The transcript is spliced from 3 exons. The record is from RefSeq and is a predicted model, not a curated record. Gene Ontology annotation, biological process: response to oxidative stress. The annotation marks the transcript as partial. Lineage: Eukaryota; Viridiplantae; Streptophyta; Magnoliopsida; Fabales; Fabaceae. Gene Ontology annotation, molecular function: heme binding; peroxidase activity.